CCCAUCUCUCGCUCCCUCUCCCGACCAAGCUCUUUUGUCUCGCGCAAACUAGGGUUGAGCGCCGCCGCCGUCCUCCUGGUCGACGGCGAGCUCCCGCCUCUCCGCCGGUCGCACCCAUCCCCGCCUCCCUAUCUCUCCACGGGAGCUCGACCCCGUCGUCCUCUCCCUCCGCGGGAGCUCAGCUACAACGACCGGCCGUCGCAGGACACUGGUCCUAUCCCAUGCCGCCGCCUGGACGCCGCGCUGGAGGCUCUCUCGGCCGCCGGGAGCCGGGACGCGUUCCUCCACAACGCCGUGAUCCCGGGCUUCGCUGACUCGGGCCUCCCGGACAGCGCUCUGGCCGCCUACCGCUCCAUGCUGGCCGCCGUCGGGCGCCUGACCGCUUCACCUUCCCCGUCCUCCUCAAGUGCCGCGCGCGCCCAAGCUCCUCGAGGAUGGCAUGAGGUGCACGAGGUGCGGCAUGACAGAGUCGGGAUUAUCCACUACUCUUGCCGUUUGCUUCCUGAAAUAGGCGUUGAUGCAAGGGCAUGGGCUGGAGGAAGACGCCAAGGUUGGCACCUCUCUUCUUGACAAGUGUGGUGCCAUUGCUUCUGACGAAGGUGUCCGCGAUGAUUGAGGAGGUAGAGGGGAUGCUCGGCAUGCCAAUGGAGCAUCUCUGACGCGCUCCUUGAGCUGGAUCAUGGCCUGCACAGAGACAUCCACUUCAAGCUCAAGAUGCUCGUCAGCUACGUCGACAACCUCCCUCUAGGGUGAAGAAGUCCGGCAAGAAUGAGAAGGCCGACAUGUCAGAGUUCACGGCGCAGUUGGACUCCAUUGGGUUUAAGAUAGUUGAGGUCACUGUGGAUGGCAACUGCUUCCUCAGGGCAAUGGAUGUCCAGCUGGAGGGCGACAAGGAAUGACAAAUGAAGUACUGGGAGAUGGUCGUGCAGUACAUCAUGGUUGCCCAUGGGCUAUGGCGCUUUCUAAUAAUCCUUGCCGUGUGCAAGUUGCAGAAACACUGCAAGGAGUUUGAGCCAUUCAUCGAGAAUGAGAUGUUAUUGAAUACUGUGACUGAUGAAGAACGGAGUUGCAUCAGGCUUCUGUCACGAGAAGAAACGUUUGCAUUCACAUGAUCAGAGGCUCUGAUGCAAGCACUGUCACCAGACGAGCCCGAGACAUUGACUGAUCUUCUGAAUGUUGCUGUCAGAUUAGAGAAAAUGAUUUUCGUAGUAGCUAUUAACGAGGUUGAUUAUAAUUUUAAGCUGUAUACGAGAUUGGAUCAUUUAAAGAAUGAUCAUUUUGAGGACAUAUCAUCAGAUAAUCAUUUUGAGGACAUCUCGUUGGAUGAUCAUUUUGAGGACAUCUCGUUGGAUGAUCAUUUUGAGGAAAUUUCAUCAGAUUAUCAAAUGCUUGAACCCUCAACUGCGACGCUUCUGCGAGGAAUUUUUAGUGAUCCACAGAGUCAAAGCAUUCAGGUACAGAGCAACCUCCAGAGGGUGCUAUCAGGUGGUAAUACAAAAGCAACAGCGCCUAUAGGAAAUGAAGAGAAGCCUUGCUGUGAUGACAAUGAUAGGAUUAGCGUCCUUCAUGAGAGCAUACUCCAUUGUAUCAUGUCCUUCAUGCCAGCACAGGACGUCGUACGCACAAGCAUGCUAUUCCGAAGAUCGCCCCCAUUAUGGACUUCAGCGCCAUGCCUUGAUAUCGAUAUUGAUCACUUUGAUAUGGACAGGGUAAAGUUCAACAAGUUUGCAAAAAGUUUGUUUCAACGGCGGGGUAAUGCUAAUACAUUGGACAAACUCCGCCUUCACUCUUUUGCCAUUGAUGCAGCCAAGUAUUGGAUCGGUGAUGCUAUCAGACUUCAUAAAGUUAAAUUGAUUGAUUUCACUGAAAAUACAAGAUGGGAAGCUUUUUACUUAGAUCCUGAAGCUAUCAGCUUUAGCUCUAAAUAUCUGCAAACUGUGAAGCUCACUAAUGUUAUAAUAGUCACAUCUGUCUUUGAUCAGCUCAGCCGUGAAUGCCAAUCUUUGGAAAAUCUGCAGUUGGCAGACAGCACUCUUUGUUCUCCUGAGAUUUCAUCAAGUUCAUUGAAGACUCUGGAAAUAAUAAACUGCUUAGUUUUGAAUCAUCUUCUAAUUCGUACUGGCAAGCUGGUCUCGCUAUGCUUCAAGGACACUCGAUGCAGCAGGUGCACUCGAAAAUACAUACUUCGAACUACAUCAGCAGUAAUCCUAUGCGAUCUUUCAAACGCUAAGAGCAUAGAACUGCCAACACCAGUGAGACAUGUUGCAUUUGAUAGAAUGACUCCAGGGUGCCCAAUGUUCAUCAGUCUGACAAGUCUCAUUCUUGGUGAAUGGUGUCUUUCCAACAAAUUUGCUCCUCUAGCUUGCUUCCUCGAGCACUCUCCUAGGCUUGAGAAUCUUGAUCUGAAGCUCAAGUUUGGCUGUGAAGAGCAAAAGCAGCCGCUUCAAAUGGCUGAGGGAAUAUCAUUCCAAGCCAAAAGCCUUAAGAAGGUAACGAUCCACUGCGCCGAAGAGGAGGACAGGCUUCCCGUGUUGAAGGCUAUACUGCUUGCCAAUGCAAGGUCUGUCAAGCACAUCGACGUCAAGACGUACUAGGAUGCUGCGCCUAGCGUUCUUCUGCAUAUGGAAUGCAUCUUUGCAUAGCGCUUUCGCUGCGUGACAUGUGUGAGACCCGAUGUAGCUAGAGGUUUGGUUGUUGAAUGUUGUGUUACAUGGACCUGUUAACAUUUACCGCUGUGCGACUUGUGGGAAACUUGCUUGCUACCAUUUAUCUAGGUUGAUCGAUGAACAUUACAACUCA
Triticum dicoccoides is the source of this 2799-nucleotide messenger RNA. Its product is annotated as F-box/FBD/LRR-repeat protein At5g22660-like. Gene Ontology annotation, molecular function: protein binding. The coding region runs from base 1125 to 2594 and encodes 489 amino acids. The transcript has 9 exons. Lineage: Eukaryota; Viridiplantae; Streptophyta; Magnoliopsida; Poales; Poaceae. The record is from RefSeq and is a predicted model, not a curated record.